GCUGAACAGAAAGUGGCUGCAAACCAGACACGAGGCAACUGAGUGGACAAAGGAGGCUGGUGUUCGGCGCCGAGCUGGAGGCGAGCAGAGCCUGAUCCUAUUGGUUUCUACGGAGGCUGUGCGCGCUAUAAAAGCUGCCUUCGCGUGUGCGAGCGCAGCGUCUUGGAGAGGACUGUGCCUUCAGCCGGAGCAGAGCGCACCACACAUCAUCGGACCCACACGAAGACACGCGCAGCGCAGCCAUGAGUGAGACAAAAGCCAGAUGUUAGUGGGUGCUGGUGAGGUUUUUGACCAGUGGAAGAGGGGCAUCCAACACAGUGAAACCUCUGCCAGCUGUUGUCCGAGACAAGCAUCUGGAGCAACAACUGGAAGCAGCAAACCAUCUGCUGGCCAAGGACCUCAAGGUCAACCAAAGGUUCCAUCUAAACAUGAGAAGAAGAACAACGUGCCGGAGGACUUCGACAUCGACAUGAAGGACCCCGAGACGGAGAAGGCUGCCGUCGCCAUCCAGUCGCAGUUUAGGAAAUUCCAGAAAAAGAAGCAGGAUGUGCCGUCGUAGAGCGAGCGCCGUCUCCUGCGUCCUCACAUGAUUUAGGGCCUGGUCUUGCAUGUCAACCAAAACUGCACUGUCAUGAACUGAGAUGGGAGAGUGGUGGGUGGGACUUCUGAAGGUGGGGUGGGGUGGGGGUUGUAAACAGCAUCUUUGUGAAAGUCUGUGCAUUAUUUAUAACUUAAAAUGACUAUUAUAUAAGACAAUGAUACACGAUCAAAUUCUGGGUGUAUGUAUUUAAAUCUUUCCUAUAAUUUCUGUAUCAUUUUCCAGUUUUUUACUUGGGUCACACUGAAUAUCGGUGUUUCCUAUGGCACACAGUGUAAUAUAACCAUGGAAACAGAACAAACGGAAAUGUCAUAAACAGUCAGUUAUUCUCCUGAAUUCAGGGAUAAUUUAAAGCCAGGUGCAUUUCAGUGAUUGACCCUUCAACUCAGCUCCUGAUUUCAUCUUGGUAAAACAUCAUAAGCAAAAUAUGUUGGGCUUCACUAGAGUUUCCCUCUGGCUGGUAAAAUCCUCUUGUUUCCACACUGUGUGAUUGAUGCUUUUAAAAUGUGUCUCUGAUUCGGCGACAUGGGUGAGCUCCUCUCCAUCAGGUUCCCCUGACGUCAUAAACGUCACCGGCGUGUGUGACUCUAGAUGUUUGUGCUCGUGGUUUCAAUCCUAUUGUGUUUCUGUCCUUGUUUGUGUUCCAGUGUAAUUUAAUCAAUAUCAUUGUUCAAUUGGCUCACACGGUUACUGUAUACUGUACAAGCACACACACACACACGUAUGCAUGCAAGCUUGCACACACGCACACACACACACACCCACACACACAUACAGAUUCUCUAAUAAAGAGUUGUAAAGGAGUGCAAGUUGA
Platichthys flesus (European flounder) is the source of this 1412-nucleotide messenger RNA. It is a transcript of the gene pcp4a, whose product is annotated as Purkinje cell protein 4a. The coding region runs from base 263 to 559 and encodes 98 amino acids. Gene Ontology annotation, molecular function: calcium ion binding; calmodulin binding. The record is from RefSeq and is a predicted model, not a curated record. Gene Ontology annotation, cellular component: cytoplasm. NCBI's taxonomy places the organism in Eukaryota, Metazoa, Chordata, Actinopteri, Pleuronectiformes, Pleuronectidae. The transcript has 5 exons.